Molecule: messenger RNA, 3396 nt
Organism: Colletotrichum lupini
Lineage: Eukaryota; Fungi; Ascomycota; Sordariomycetes; Glomerellales; Glomerellaceae
Exons: 16
Coding region: 1-3396 (1131 amino acids)
Biological process (GO): septin ring assembly; endoplasmic reticulum inheritance
Cellular component (GO): cortical endoplasmic reticulum; perinuclear endoplasmic reticulum; endoplasmic reticulum membrane
Source: RefSeq, a predicted model, not a curated record
AUGAUGGCCAUGCUCCAUCUCGCAAGUUUUCGAGGUACCACGAAGCUCUUCUUUCUUUGUGUACCUAUUCGUACACCCAUUCUGUCGUGUCGAGUCUUCGACAGCUUUGAUGCCGUGAUAAGAUGGGAUCAACCAUGCACUCACCUUUCGCUCUGUACCUUGCGUGGUCUUAUCCCGUCGGGUACAGAUAUCUCACGUUACACGCCCGAUUCAUCCGCGCAAUGCGUGUUUUCUGCUCAAGACUCGAGACAGAGGAUUGCCGCGGGCCGUCAGAGACAUAGUGCUCUUAUAUGGUGGCAUCGUUACAUUGGCGCACUAGAUUGGCUCGUUCAACGUGCCGUCCUUGCUCCUUUUCAUUUACCCGUCAUAUACAAACUGCCGUAUAGCCAUAGAUUUCUGCUCAUCGAGCAGGUCUUCGGAGGGAGAUGGACCGCAAGAGGGGUUCCUCUGCAAAAUCGCAAAUCCUCAAGAAGCAUCAUCUACAAUCCAAAGAGCAACGUUUCAAAAGCCAAAAACAUGCGCUUCGUCCUACUCGCCACGUCCCUGGCAUCCCUCGCCGGCAUCGUUCUCGCCAAGCCAGAGAAGAUCAGGGGCGUGACCGAUCCCGUCUACCACCUGUACCUCCAAGCCUACCCAAAAGACAAGUCGAUCCCCGUUCUGGGGCCUGAGGCGUCGGCAGAAUUCUUCAAUAUUGCGGGAACCAUCCAGAGCGCCAACUCGAGCUCGUAUCUCAACAUUGGCGGCGAUGCUACGUCGUACAAGACUCUUUCGUUGAGCAACGCCUCCGGCACCAGCGCGUGGGGGCUCGAGGGUGAUACUAUCAUCACUACCCAGAGUAGUAGCUGGGGACGACAGCUGAAUUUCUUGGAACUGCAGCAAUUAUCAGACCAUCCAUCUGCCUUGCCUCUGCUAAAUAGCAUUGGUCUGACAUCGGCUUUUGUGGCACAGAGAAGGAAGUCUGGCAAUGCUUGGUUUUAUGGCCCGGCACAAUGGAGAAUGUAUCUCGCCGCGAUCGGCGGCUCUCGUCGACUGAGCUGGAUUGAGAGUGCGUUGCCCACUGCCUGCCCGCUGUUGUAUCGGGAACCCCGCUUUGAGGCACGGCAAGAUAAGAUGAACCAAGACCAAAAGGCCUGGCAAGCUUCAUGUAGACAUGUUGAGUUGACGCUGAAGGAUGAAAAUGGUCUUCAAAACUUGAGAGAGGUUGAGAUAAGUCGAGCUCACAAGUUCAGGUUUUGGCAGAUGGAGACAGAAGCAAAAGGGACCAGGGCAGGGAUGGCACCAGAGGGGGCUAGAAUGGCACCAGCACCUACCCAAGUGGAGGCCGGCCGUUUAGCUGCAGGGCGCCUCUGCAACGCUGCAAUAACCGCUGCAAUAAUACGGUUAAUUCCAAGAACUUGUCAGCUUGUCAGGCCCUGGGUCCUCUCGUCGGAUCCUGCUGGGAUUCCAGGGCUCGGGGAAAGAUGGGAUGGGACGGACUGGACCUGCUGUGUUCCAUGUGGUGACGGCUGGUUCCUCUGCUCAACUCUUUGUGCAUCAAGUGGAAAUGCAACGCCGUCACCGUUUUCUUCUGGUUAUUGCAACCAAGCUCCCACUUGCGGUCCGCUUCCUGCCACCUCGCCCAAAAAUCUACCGGCAGGUUGGCACAUUCUGCUUCUAUCACCCAGCUUUCUUUCCCGACCGCCGGACUUUGCACCGACUUCGCACCUCCUCUGCUUUGAGUUGUCUGCAUGCCAUAUUUCGCAACAGCAUCCGUCGAUAUCCUCUGAAUACCUUACUCCUGCCGAGUUCCUGCCAUCGACCAGCGAGACGAGACGAUCCAACUUUGCUCUGAUACUAUACAAACACCAUCUACGGUCCCCUCACCGUCUCGCGUGCUCCCCACCACCAAACUUAGCUCGGCCCUCUCCAAGUCUGCGACGACAUUUACGAGCGCCUCUCUUUGUCGCUUCCCUCGACCGUUCGCGACCACGCCGACCUGCCGUCCAAAGUGGCCGGUCAUCGCCAGAAACAUACCCCUCUGUCGGCGCGGCUCCAGCAAGCCAGCUCGUCGCGCCGAUGUGGUGGUUCCUCCGAAUCGUCGCCAGUGCCAUCUUCCUGCUGAGCAUAGUCCUCUCCAUACCUGUCGCCUUUGAUGUCGGCGGUAGGGACAGUGGACUGGCCUACAGUCUUGCCCUCUCCGCCUUCUACUUUGUCUACUCGACCAUCGCCGUCGUCACCCCCGCAAAGUCGCGCGUUCGCUGGGCCAUAUCCGUCAUCCUUCGCCUCUCCCAGUGGGUCGUCAUUCCCGGACUUUUGAUCUGGGCCCUCAGCCGCUUCGCCGUCGACGCUGGAGCUACCAACUGGGUGGAGCGGACACUGCAAGGCAUCACCACUUCCAAGUCGACGUCAUGGGGCGAAUGGGUAUUUGGCGAGGGUGGUGUUAUUGAGACCAUAACCUUGGGCGGUUGGGAUAAGACGUUGAGGUACUCAAGUCCCGUCUUCCAGCUUCUCGAGGGAUUCUGCACGCUCCUUGUCAUUCAAGCUGCCGGACAGAUCACCAAAUGGCUCGUCAACAGAGGACGAAGCGACACUUGGAUUCCCGUUCACGGACAGUCUGGCCGUGUCCUAAUUAUCCUGCUCGUUAUCUCUGGCAGCGUGCUUGCGAGCGCCGUUUACUUUCUCUGGCGUGUCGCCCACUUCCCUUGGAUUGACAACUCAGAUGCCAUCUUGAUCGGUGUCACCAUGACUUCAGCCUUCUUCCUGGGCGCGUAUGGAAUUGGCAGCGGGCGCGGCAACCCUAUCGAGUCGUCCCUGCUUUUCGCAUACGUCGUCCUCUGCGUCUACCAGAUCUUCACCGAUUACCUCCCCUCGGAGUCCACCGAGGCGGAUCAACACCAGUCCUCACAGCCCGACUUCCCACCCUUGCCUCCGAUUAUCAUGGCGUCUUACUCGACUCUGCUCCACAUGCUCGGCUCCCUUCCCCAUGCCGUCCACUCGUCUCUCAGUCUUCUCUACGCGGCGUUCCAGACCAUUACGCCUUCUGUCAUCAUUUCGCUCGCCUUCCGACUUCUUGUCUUUUACUGCGCUACACGCAUUAUUCCUGCCGUCCGUGAAUCGGGAGCCAGGGCUCUCAUGGAGGAACCGACUCUGGAAGAAUCAGACGCUGCCAACUGGCUCCUUGGGAUUAUCACCUACUUCUCGCCUUCGAUUCUCAUUGCCAUGUACACAAGCUUGCUUCUGCAACACUUCUCAACAAACGAUGGGCCAGAUGGAUGGACACUGAGAGGAGGUGACCCCGGCGGCAACGUCUGGCGCUGGACGAACGUAGCAGCAACAAUGACCCUGUACGCAAUUGAGUUGUACUUGGGCAACGAGGAUCACGAUGGUGGUCUGACAAAUCACUGGAAGAUGGAUUGA